CUGACCUCACGGACACUCCAACAGAAUCAACUGAACUGACCAGUGAGGAAGUCUUGAGCUCAUCGGAAUCAACACCCUCAACCACUGGACUUGAUUCAAUAACAUCAUUCCCCGACUAUAACAUCGAUGAUGAGAUUGAUACUGAUUUCGGGGUUGAGGCACUGCCACCUACUCCGCCCUACCAACAGGAGCUCUCGAUUGGCCCAUCAGACAGCACUAGUAUUACCGAUGAAACGUCAACCAUUCCCACUGACACCACCUUUAUGUGUAACACCCAACCCAGCAGUGAGGUGGAGAUUGCCACUACCACAGGACUACCAGAGGCUACCAGCACUGCAACACAAGCCACACCUCAGGUGCGAAAUGUAGAAACACCCAUCUUGAAGGAAGAGACCACAUCUGCAGCUGCAACAACCUCCGCCAUCCUGAUUGAUAGUGGAACAUCUGACGAAGAUGUGACAUCGUCAACAGGUGUUCAUGUCUUUGAUGAGUCUACUAGUCAAUUGCAAGAGCACAGUGGUGACACCCUGACCGAGGACGACACAGCAACAGAAAUUGGCACAGAGUUCUUUACAUCCACUUCCAGAGCUUCAGCUGUGGCUGACGCUACCAGCACUCCUGGUGCAGUGGUCACUGACAAACAGUUCAUCCAAGUGACCCCUGUGAUGCAGAAUGAAACAGUUGACCAGCCUCUACAGCCUCAACAUUCUCAGUCUCCUGUCAUACCUGUUGUGCCUGACCAUCCCACCCCCUCCCUAGCUGAUGGAGAGCCCAUCCUGCAGAGUGGAGACUCAGACCUUUUCUCCCAAACUGCUAAAACCAUCACUCCAACUGUCAGCUUUAUAAAUGGUAAACAUGAGAUCACACUGGAUCCACAGACUCCAGAAGAAAAGGAGGCCAAAGGUACCCGGAUACUGACAAAUGUGACUACUCUUGAAAUUACCACAGGGUCUGAUGAUAGUACAACCAGUCCCCCCAUUGAUAGCAUCACUGAAUCUACAGAGGAACCUGAAGCAAUGCUAACUUCUACAGAGAUCCCAGAUGUUAAUAAAUAUGACCCUGAUAUAAUCCCAACUGUUGAAUCAACACCUCGUCACAUAAUCCCUGAAGUGGAUGAGCUGACCACAAAAGGCCCCACACAGAUGCAUACAACCUCUGUGGUGACCUCAACAAAAGAAGACAUAUUUCCAUCGAAAGCUACGCAAAAAACUGAAGCUGGGCCAGAUGCCACAGAAGGGACGAGUCAUGUCAUAGCUGCCUCUGUUCCUGCAGUAACACCAGCUGAGCCCCAGCUUACAAAAGCAACUGAAGAAACCCAAACAACAAAGGCUGAGGAAACCACCACUGUCAUCACUACAUCUGCACAAGACAUAGACGAGUCGGGGAGGACUAACACUUAUGUGAAAAGUGACUCAGAAGUCACUCAGAACCGAUCCACUGUUACUUCUUCAGCCAAGCUUUACACAGUCAGAGAUCAAGCUGAAACCACAGAGGAAACAAAGAGCACAUCUGCCGCUCCAGCUGCUGAAGACAGCACUCAGUCUAUGUUACAUGCUGCGUACACCCCCUUCUCCGGUGAGGCUGAUGGGAAAACACCAUCAUCAACGACCAGUGACUCACAGAGCUUUACUCAAGAUGUGGAGGGAGGGAAAGGGACCCAAACCUCAAAAGAGUUUGCCUUCAGCACAAUGACUCCUUCAGUAUCUAGAGGUCCAUCCUCUCAUGUACAGACGGACAAGACUGAGGUAACAUCAGCUAUAGGUGUACGGAGCACUGAAUCAUCAGCAUCUGCAGCACCCAUCCUGGAUGAAACUUCAGAGGGUACAGUCACAAGUCAAAGAGGGACAACACACAGCCAAAUGCCUUCCAUCUCACCCACUGAGAAAGUUAGCACUGAUGCAACGUCUGCACCAGAGGAGGAGGCUUCAGGAGUUCAAACAGUAAACAUGUUUACAACUGGCUCACCAUCAAAUACCUCUGCAGGGACUGUGACAUCAUCUUUAAGUUUGAGUGCAACAGACCUAGUGACACGGGGGAGUGACACAACAUUAGAAACGGUACAAACAAGAGGCACAGAUGAAACAUUCAGUCCUGCCACGGGUCAGUCAGAAAAAAUGCCAACACCCACCACUAUACUUGAAGGGUGGAAAAAUAAUGAGACAACUCCUCCCUUUAAUAAAUCCACUGCAACCACUGCUUCUCCCUUAUAUAGUGCUAUUGAAAUCAUCAAGACAACUAUGGCCUCCCUCACUGAAUAUUUCAGUCCGUACUCAACGCAAACUGCAUCACAGAUGGCUGAAUUACCUGACCAAAAAGUGGAUGCAAGUGAAGAAAUUGUCACUCGUGUGACAGAUAAGGAGACUUCAGUAGAUGAGGGCACUGUGGGCACCCCUACUUCUCCAGUCAUUGGCACAGUCAAGUCACCUGAGUCUGUUCCAAUCACAGUUUCAACAGUAGAAACACAAAGUGUAACUGAGGACACAAAACAUACUGAACACACUGAAACACAAGAGACUGUAAACACAAGUCAAACUGAUAAAGCAUCAGUAACACAAGAGACAAGUUCUACUUUCCCAACAACAGAUGAAGAGAGCUCAGGUGAGCAGACAACUGAAAUUACUCAUAAAGAGACUGCAGCCCCUACAGCAUCCCCUAUGUUAAGCACAGAGAGGCCAACAGCUCUACCACUUGGAGAACAAGACAGUGCAGUCACAAGUCAGCCUGAAAGCCCCUCAGUAACUCCUUUUACUGGGAAGAUGGAGGACAGUUCUGUUCUCACUCCAGCAGAUGAAGAUGGUUCAGGUGACCAAACCCAGACCAGCUCUGUGACAGAUGCAUCCUCUCUCCAUAGCACCUGGACAUCACGGGCAAUGUCACCUGAAACAACAGAACAUGUGGAAUCAAAAAAGACAGAACUGCCACCACAUACAGGACAACCAUCAGUCUCUCCAGCCUCUGAUGAGACCCUAACUGUCUCAGUAACUGUGUCUCCAAGUCUGACUCAAGUUAUACCAUCCAUUAUUCCAGCCAUUGUGGAAGAUGUCACUAGCAGUGAACCUACAACGAUGGAGUCCAUUCCUUCUAUCACUGGAUCUGCCAUUAGCCCUGAGGCAGCAUCAUUGUCAUUUCUAACUACCAGUGAAACUGAAAGUUCAGGGGACAGCACUGUUGAUUUCACUGAAGAGUCAUUCAUAUCAACAACCGCUUCACCAAAGUCUAGCACUAUGACUUCAUCAGUGACAGCAUCACAUGAAACUGAAAUAAGUGUUACUUCAAAGCCAUCUGUGACACCAACUUCAUCACUCUACAGCACUGAGAAAACAUCAGUGUUGACUGAAACACAAGAGACUGUAACCACAAGUCUGACAGAGAAAACCUCAGGAACACAAGAGACAAUCUCUACUUUUCUAACAACAGAUGAAGGUGAACAGACUAGUGAAAUUACUGACAAAGAGAUUGAGCCUCCUACAGCAUCCUCAUUGUUUAGCACAGAGAAGCCAACAGGACUGCCAGUUAGAGAAGAAGACACGAGUCUUAUAGAAAGCUCCUCAAUAACUUCUUUUACUGAGAACAUCAAGGACAGCUCUGUUCUGACUCCAGCAGAUGAAUAUGGCUCUGGUGACCAAACACAAGAUGUGCUCACCCACUCAGUCACCCUGUCUGUGACAACUAAAUCACUUUUUCAUAGCACGGAGGCACCAACAGCACCAUCUUCUGUUACAUCAACUGUUGUUUCAGUCAUUGAGUCUGAAGAUAUUAGUAAUAAAACUACAAUGGUGGAGUCAAAGCCCCUAUUCAGUGAAUCAACCUUGAAACCUGAAAUAGCAUCAAUCCUCACUACCACAGACGGAGAGAGUUCUGGAGACAACACUGAUGAUUUUACUGAGGAAUCGGUCAUCAUAGCAACUACUGUUUCUUCAGUAUCGAUUACAGGAUCUCCAUCAGUGACAGCAUCACAUGAAACUGAAUUAAACGUAUCUUCAAAAUCAGCUCUUACUGAAGCUCCAUCACUCUACAGUACUGAGAAACCAACACCAGUGCCUCUUGAAACACAGGAGACUGUAACGACAAGUCAGGCUGAGAAAGUAUCAGCAAGACAAGAGACAAGUUCUGAUCUCCCAACAACAGAUGAAGAGAGCUCAGGUGAGCAGACAACUGAAAUCACCAGCAAAACGACUGAAGCUUCUACAGCAUCCUCAUUGUUUAGCACAGAGAAGCCAACAGCACUCCCAAUUAGAGAGCAAGACAGUGCAGUCACAAGUCAUACAGAAAGCCCCUCAGUAACUCCUUUGAACGGGAAGAUGGAGGACAGCUCUGUUCUGACUACAGCUGAUGAAGAUGCCUCUGGAAACCAAACCCAAGAUAUGUUCACUCAGGCCACCUUUGUCUCAGAUAAAUCGUCUUUUUAUAGCACUGUGGCACCAACAGCACCAUUUUCUGUGGCAUCAACUGUUGUUUCAGUCAUUGAGUCUGAAGAUAUUAGUAAUGAAACUACAAUGGUGGAGUCCAUUCCUCUAUUCGGUGGAUCGACCAUGAAACCUGAAACAGCAUCAGUCCUCUUUACCACAGAUACAGAGAGUUCUGGAGACAACACUGAUGAUUUCACCGAGGAAUCAGACUUCACAGCAACUACUGUUUCUUCAGUAUUAACUAAAGAAUCUCAAUCUGUGACAGCAUCAUAUAAAACUGAAACAAGUGUUACUUCAAAACCAGCUUUGACUUCAGCUUCAUCACUCCACAGUACUGAGAAACCAACACCAGCAUUAAUUGAAACACAAAAGACUGCAACCACAAGUCAGACUGAGAAAGCAUCAGGAACACCAGAAACAAGUUCUGCUUUCCCAGUAACAGAAGAAGAGAGCUCAGGUGAACAGCCAACUGAAAUUACCCGCACAGAGACUGCAACCCCUACAGGAUCCUCAUUGUUUAGCACAGAAAAUCCAACAGCAAUACCUGUUAGAGAACAAGACAGUGCAGUCACAAGUCAAACCGACAGCCCCUCAGUAACUCCUUUUACUGGGAAGAUGGAGGGAAGUUCUAUUCUGACUACAGCAGAUGAAGAUGGUUCAGGUGACCAAACCCAAGACAUGUUCACUCAGACCGCUUAUGUGACAGAUACAUCCUCUCUCCAUAGCACUGGGACACCAACAGCAACGGUACCUGAAACAUCAGAAAGUCCAGAAUCCUAUAAGACAGAAAUGCCAUCACAUGCAGGACAACCAUCAGUUUCUCCAGUCUCUGAGACCCUAAUAGUCUCGGCAACAAUGUCUCCAAGUUUGGCUUCAGUCAUAUCAUCCAUUGUGCCAGAUAAUGUGGAAGAUGUCAUGAGCAGUGAGCCUACAACGAUGGAGUCCAUUCCUUCUAUCACUGGAUCAGCAAUUAGCCCCGAGACAGAAUCAUUGUCAUUUCCAACUACCAGUGAAACUGAAAGUUCAGGGGACAGCACUGUUGAUUUCACUGGAGAGUCUUUGAUUUUGGCAACCACUUCGUCAUUGUCUAGCAUUGAGACUCCAUCAGUGACAGCAUCACAUGAAACUGAAACAAGUGUUACUUCAAAGCCAGCUGUUACUGCAGCUUCAUCACUCUACAGCACUGAGACACCAACAUCAGCAUUGACUGAAACACAAGAGACUGUAACCACAAGUCAGACUCAGAAAGCAUCAGUAACACAAGAGACAAUCUCUACUUCUUUAACAGCAGAAGAAGAGAGCUCAGGUGAACAGACUAGUGAGAUUACUGACAAAGAGACUGCUGCUCCUACAGUAUCCUUGUUGCUUAGCACAGAGAAUCCAACAGGGCUGCCAGUUAGUAAAGAAGUCACAAGCCAUACAGACAGACCCUCAGUAAUUCCUUUUACUGGGAAGAUGGAGGAAAGUUCUAUUCUGACUCCAGCAGAUGAAGAUGGCUCAGGUGAGCAAACCCAAGACAUGUUCACUCAGACCCCUUCUGUGACAGAUACAUUUUCCCUCUAUAGUACUGAGACACCAACAGCAAUGACACCUGGAACAUCAGAAAGUCCAGAUUCGGAUAAGAUAGAAAUGCCACCACAUAUAGGACAACCAUCAGUUUCUCCAGUCUCUGAUGAGACCCUAACAGUCUCAGUAACAAUGUCUCCAAGUUUGGUCUCAGUUAUAUCAUCAUCUUCUGCGGACAUUGUGCAAGAUGUCAUUAGCAGUGAGCCUACAAUGGUGGAGUCCAUUCCUUCCAUCACUGGAUCAACCAUUGGCCCUGAAACAACAUCACUGUCACUUCUGACUACCACUGAAACUGAAAGUUCUGGAGACGGCACUGUUGAUUUCACCGAGGAAUCAACCAUCACAGUAGUUACUAUUUCUGCAAUAUUGAUUACAGAAUCCCCAUCAGUCACAGCAUCACAUGAAAAUGAAACAAGUGUGACUUCAAAGUCAGCUGUUACACAAGCCUCUUCACUCUACAGCACUGAGAAACCAACAUCAGAAUCAAUUGAAACACAAGAGACUGUAACCACAAAUCUGACUGAGAAAAUAUCAGUCACACCACAAACAAUUUCUGCUUUCCCAGCAACAGAAGAAGAGAGCUCAGGUGAACAGCCAACUGAAAUUACCCGCACAGAGACUGCAACUCCUACAGGAUCCUCAUUGUUUAGCACAGAAAAGCCAACAGCAAUACCUGUUAGAGAACAAGACAUCAUUCGGUCAACCGUGGUCCCUGAAACACCAUCGUUGUCAUCUCGAACUACCAAUGAGAAUGAAAGUUCUGGGGACGGCACUGUUGAUUUCACUGAAGAGUCUUUUAUUUUGGCAACGACUUUAUCCUCAAUGUCUAGCACUGAGACUCCAUCAGUGACAGCAUCACAUGAAACUGAAACAAGUGUGACUUCAAAGCCAGCUGUUACACAAUCUUCAUCACUCUACAGCACUGAGAAACCAACAUCAGCAUUGACUGAAACACAAGAGACUGUAACCACAAGUCAGACUGAGAAAGCAUCAGUGACACAAGAGACAAUCUCUACUUUAACAACAGAAGAAGAGAGCUCAGGUGAACAGACGAGUGAAAUUACAGACAAAGAGAUUGCUGCUCCUACAUCAUCCUCAUUAUUUAGCACAGAAAAGCCAACAGCACUGCCAGUUAGAGAAGAUUUCCCAAGCCAUAGCGACAGCCCCUCAGUAACUAAUUUUACUGGGAAGAUGGAGGAGAGCUCUAGUCUGACUCUAGCAGAUGAAGAUGGCUCAGGUGAGCAGACCCAAAACAUGUUCACUCAGACCCCUUAUGUGACAGACACAUCCUCUCUCUAUAGCACUGGGACACCAACAGCAGUAACACCUGAAACAUCAGAAAGUCCAGACUCAGAUCAGACAGAAUUUCAAUCAUUUACAGGACAACCAUCAGUUUCUCCAGUCUCUGAUGAGACCCUAACAGUCUCAGUAACAAUGUCUCCAAGUUUGGUCUCAGCUAUAUCAUCAUCUUUUACGGACAUUGUGAAAGAUGUCAUUAGCAGUGAGUCCACAAUGGUGGAGUCCGUUCCUUACACCACUGGAUCAACCAUAGCCCCUGAAACAGCAUCAUUCUCACUUUGGAAUACCACUGAAACUGAAAGUUCUGGAGAUGGCACUGUUGAUUUCACUGAGGAGUCAACUAUCAGAGCAGAAACAAGUGUUACUUCAAAGUCAGCUGUGUCCGCAGCUUCAUCACUCUACAGCACUGAGAAACCAACACCAUUGUCACCUGUAACACAAGAAACUGUAACCAAAAAUCUGACUGAGAAAGAAUCGGUAACACCAGAAACAAGUUCUGCUUCCCUAACAACAGAUGAAAAGAGCUCAGGUGAACAGACUAGUGAAAUUACUGACACUGCAGCUCCUACAGUGUCCUCAUUGUUUAGCACAAAGAAGCCAACAGCACUGCCUGUAAGAGAACAAGACAGUGUAGUCACAAGUCAUACAGAAAGCCCCUCAGUAACUCCUUUUACUGGAGGAGAAGAGGACAGGUCUGUUGUGACUACAGCAGAUGAAGAUGGCUCAGGUGAUCAAGACAUUUUCACUCAGACAACCUCCGUGACAGAUACAUCUUCUCUCUAUAGUGAUGGGACACCAACAGCAAUGACACCUGACACAGCAGAAAGUCCAGAAUCCUAUAAGACAGAAAUGCCAUCACGUGCAGGACAACCAUCAGUUUCUCCAGUCUCUGAGACCCUAAUAGUCUCGGCAACAAUGUCUCCAAGUUUGGCCUCAGUCAUAUCAUCCAUUGUUCCAGAUAAUGUGGAAGAUGUCAUGAGCAGUGAGCCUACAAUGGUGGAGUCCAUUCCUUCCAUCACUGGAUCUGCCAUUAGCCCUGAGACAGAAUCAUUGUCAUUUCCAACUACCAGUGAAACUGAAAGUUCAGGGGACAGCACUGUUGAUUUCACUGGAGAGUCUUUGAUUUUGGCAACCACUUCAUCAAUGUCUAGCAUUGAGACUCCAUCAGUGACAGCAUCACAUGAAACUGAAACAAGUGUUACUUCAAAGCCAGCUGUUACUGCAGCUUCAUCACUCUACAGCACUGAAAAACCAACAUCAGUGUCACCUGAAACACAAGAGACUGUAACCACAAGUCAGAAUGAGAGCGUGUCAGUAUCACAAGAGACAAGUUCUUAUUUGCCAGCAACAGAUGAAGAGAGUUCAAGUGAACAGCCCACUGAAAUUACUCAUAAAGAGACUGCAGCUCCUACAGUGUCCUCAUUGUUUAGCACAGAGAAGCCAACAGCACUGCCUGCUACAGAACAAGACAGUGCAGUCACAAGUCAGCCUGAAAGCCCCUCAGUAACUCCUUUCACUGGGAAGAUGGAGUACAGCUCUGUUGAGACUCCAGCAGAUGAAGAUGGUUCAGGUGACCAAAUCCAGAUCACCUCUGUGACAGAUAUAGCCACUCACUACAAUGCUGGGACAGCAGGACCAAUUUCACUUGAAACAACAGAACAUCCAGAAUCAGAUAAGACAGAAACAUCAUCACAUACAGGACAGCCAUCAGUUUCUCCACUCUCUAACGAGACCUUGACCCUCUCAGUAACAAUGUCUCCAAGUUUGGCAUCAGUCAUACCGUCCAUUGUUCCUGACACCGUGGAAAAUGUCAUUAGCAGUGAGCCUCCCAUUACGGAGUCCAUUCCUUCUAUCACUGAAUCAACCAUUAGCCCUGAAAGAGCAACACACAGAGCAUCACAUGAAACUGAAACGAUUGUUACUUCAAAGUCAUCUGUUACACCAGCUUCAUCACUCUACAGUACUGAGAAACCAACACCAACAUUAAUUGAAACACAAGAAAGUGUAACCACAAGUCUGACUGAGAAAGCAUCAGGAACACCAGAAACAAGUUCUGCUUUCUGGAGAACAGAUGAGGAGAGCUCAGGUGAAGAGACCACUGAUAUAACCCACAACGAGACUGCAGCUCCUACAAUGUCCUCGUUGUUUAGCACAGAGAAGCCCACAGCACUACCUGUUAGAGAACAAGACAGUGCAGUCACAAGUCAUUCUGAAAGCCUCUCAGUAACUCCUUUGAUCGGGAAGAUGGAGGACAGCACUGUUGUGACUCCAGCAGAUGAAGAUGGCUCAGGUGACCAAACCAAAGACAUUUUCACUCAGACGACCUCUGUGACAGACACAUCCUCUCUCUUUAGCAAUGGGACACCAACAGCAAUGACACCUGAAACAGCAGAAAGUCCAGAAUCCUAUAAGACAGAAAUGCCAUCACAUGCAGGACAACCAUCAGUUUCUCCAGUCUCUGAGACCCUAAUAGUCUCGGCAACAAUGUCUCCAAGUUUGGCCUCAGUCAUAUCAUCCAUUGUGCCAGAUAAUGUGGAAGAUGUCAUGAGCAGUGAGCCUACAAUGGUGGAGUCCAUUCCUUCCAUCACUGCAUCUGCCAUUAGCCCUGAGACAGAAUCAUUGUCAUUUCCAACUACCAGUGAAACUGAAAGUUCAGGGGACAGCACUGUUGAUUUCACUGGAGAGUCUUUGAUUUUGGCAACCACUUCAUCAUUGUCUAGCAUUGAGACUCCAUCAGUGACAGCAUCACAUGAAACUGAAACAAGUGUUACUUCAAAGCCAGCUGUUACUGCAGCUUCAUCACUCUAUAGUACUGAGACACCAACAUCAGCAUUGACUGAAACACAAGAGACUGUAACCACAAGUCAGACUGAGAAAGCAUCAGUGACACAAGAGACAAUCUCUACUUCUUUAACAGCAGAAGAAGAGAGCUCAGGUGAACAGCCAACUGAAAUUACCCGCACAGAGACUGCAGCUCCUACAGCGUCCUCAUUGUUCAGCACAGAGAAGCCAACAGCACUGCCUGUUACAGAACGAGACCAUGCAGUCACAAGUCAUACAGAGAGCUCCUCAGUAACUCCAUUGACUGACAAGAUGGAAGAGAGCUCUGUUCUCACUCCAGCAGAUGAAGAUGGCUCUGGUGACCAAACCCAAGACAUGUUCACCAAGACCACAUCUGUAACCUCCAAAUCACUUUUUUAUAGCACAAGUGCACCAAUAAGAGUAUCUUCUGUUCCAUCAACUGCUGGUUCAGACAUUGAGGCUAAAGGUAUUGGUAGUGAAACUACAAAAGUGGAGUCAUUCCCUUCAUUCAGCAGAACAACCAUGAAACCUGAAACGGCAUCAUUCUUCUCUAUCACAGAUACAGAGAGUUCUGGAGACAGCACUGAUGAUUUCACCGAGGAAUCAGUCAUCACAGCAACUACUGUUUCUUCAAUAUUGACUACAGAAUCCCCAUUAGUGACAGCAUCAUAUGAAGCUGAAAGAAGCGUUACUUUCAAACCAGCUAUUUCUGCAGCUUCGUCCCUCUACAGUACUGAGAAACCAUCAUCAGUGUCACCUGAAACAAAAGAGACUGUAACCACAAGUCAGACUGGCAAAAUACCAGUAACACUGGAAACAAGUUCUAGCUUGGAAAUAACAAAUGAAAAUGGCACAGAUGAGACCACUGGGUUGUCCAGCAAUGACACUAUGGCUCCUACCACUUCCUCAUUGUUUAGCACAGGGAAACCAACAGCAAUGCCUUUUGACAGUACUGUUGAACUUCGUACAGAAAGCCCCUCAUUAAUGCCUUUUACAGAAAAAAGCGAGGGAAACUCUACUCUGACUCCAGAUCAAUCUAGCCAUUCCUCAAUGCCAGGAACCACAGCCACCACAAAUCUGCAGUCAAAAUUGGACAUCACAAUUACACAACAACCUCAGAUGCUUUUAAGCCCAGCCAUCCAGAUCAUUGAUGAAUCAGAGACAGAUUCUGCAGUGACAGCAGAGGACAACUUAACUGGACAAACAACUGAAAUUUUGACAGAAGAAUCAUCUGCCCUGUCUUUUUUGCCUGAUAUGUACCAAACGGUGGAACCAAGCAGCCUCGCAGCUAUUGUGAUUGGCAGCUCACAGGAAACAGCUACUGCAUCUCCAAGCUCCUCAUCUAUUCCUAUUAUUGAUGAAAAGCAGUUUAUUGAUCAAAUCCCUGACUUGACCACCAAAGCUGCUGGUAAUGCAUCAGCCAUGGCCUCUUCAGUGUCUAGCACAGAAAACCCAGAAGUAACAUCAGCAUCACUUGCAACUGGAAUUAGUGAGAGUUCACAAUUUGAGCUUGUUACAUCUUCUCCUUUGUACAAUAAUAAGAGUACCGUUUCACCUGACACAGAAACUUUUGAAACACAGUCUGUGAUCACAACUACUCAAAGUACUGGAAGUCAAACUCCUGAUGAACUCCUGUCUCCUUCUUCAACCGAUAUCUCAUCAUCAUCUAUAGUCAGUACUAUAAAACCUGUAAUGAAAACUGUAGAAGUAUCCGCUUCAACAACAGGUGUUACUUCAUCUCCAUAUAGUACUGAAAAACCACCAGAUGUUUCAGCUGGCACAGUCCAUGAAGAGGGUUCUGGAGACCAAAUCUCUGAUGUGUUUGCUGAGCUCUCUUCUGUGACAUCAUCGUCUGAAUCCGCAAGCCUCAGCACAGAAGUGACAUUGAUUGAAUCCUUACCUACCUUUAUGAGGACAACUGUCAAGCCCACCAGCACUGCUUUUACCAUGGACUCAAGUUCGUUAUUCACUGAUGAAGAGGGUUCAGCCGAUGUUGCCACUACUCCUGUUUCUUCUGUUUUCAGCACAGACACAGCUCCAGCAGUGUUUGCAGAAUCAACUGAGAGCACUGCAACAGAUGAAACAUCUGUUACUCCUACAGAGGUUCUCACAAAAGAAACAGCCAGUGCAGCCGCUUCAGUGAUUAGCACAAAAAAACCAUUAUUGACAACAACAUCACCGGAAACUGAAACAAGUGAGGAUUUAAAAUCUCAUGUUACUGUAGCUUCGUCUCUCUACAGUACAGAGACACCGCCACCAGUUGUUUCCACUGACUCUCAAAGCAAACUCCUGUUCUCUCCAGAAACAGAUGAAAGUCACACAGCUGAGACUCAGAGUACAUCACAGCGUGGUGUUCAAUCAUCAACCCAAUCCUCAUCACAGUUCAUGAAAGUCAAGUCUACAGAUGCUACCGAAUUUUCUACCACAACUGAGGCAACAACAGCAUCAGUGUCUGAGUCAGGAAGUGGUGAUUUUAUGGAAGUAGAGAGCUCAGGAGAGGACACUUCAGCAUCCACAGAUGACACUCCCCCAGAAACACCAACAGCAGCUGAGAAACCCUCAGUGGAACAAACAACUGGUGCAACAACCACAUUUAGUCCGUCAGUUACGUUGAGUAAAGAAUUUCCAACUGCCACAACAAGUCCCUUAGGCUUAACCACUCAAUCUACGGCAGUCUCUAGUGGCACAGUGUUCACCUCAAAGGAAACCUCUACUUACAUUGACAUGGAGAGCUCUGGUUACUCAACUGAAGAGGAUGAUUUAGAGUCAAGUCCAGAUGGAUCUGGUGCAGAAAUAUUCAUUGACACUACCAAAAAACCACAGGAUGAAUAUUCUGUUGCUACAGAUGAGACUGAAACGGAUGAGACUGCAUUCUCAACUCUCUCCAGCAUACAUCUUACCAAGGAAUUUACGUCAUCGACCCAAUCUCCGCACGUGACAAGCACUGAGAUGUACAUUACUGAGCAGGGCAGUGGGGUCUUCACAGAUGACUAUGCAGUGGAUGAGAGUUCAGGUGCUGACUUUUUUGAUGAAUCAACUACAUCACAAGUUACAGGUUCUCAUGUGAUAUCCACCACUCCUGUGGCAACUACAAAACAAAUAAUAUUGUCCUCAAGUGUUGUUGCUGUUAUUGAGGAGAGCUCAAGUGACCAAACAACAGAUAAGUCCACCUACAAUGUUAUUACUGAAAAACCCACUGGCUACACAGCUUCUUCUGUUUACAGCACUGAGAAGCCAACAGCAUCUCCUGAAAUGCACACUUCAGCAGUUCAGGGGAGCUCAGCUGAUAUGUUCUCCCAGAUGUCUUCUGUGUCACCUUCAUCUGUUUAUAACACAGAAUCCACUGCUGUUGUUUUGGAUGCAUCUUCAGGUUUGUUGGAUAGUGCUGAGAGUUUGGACUAUGCUACUAGCAAACAACCCUUACUUGUGGAAUUAGUGCCUUCCUCCACAGGAGUAAUUGAAAGGCCUGUUGAACCACCUGUGGGUAGCACUAGUCCCUCCACAGGUACAAUCUCAGUGUCUUCAGAAGAGGAUGGUUCAGGUGAUCAUACUGUUGAACUUACUAAAGAGGAUGCUACAGUGUCUUCAGUGUUCAGCACAAAGAAGCCAACAACAACAGCAGCAUCUCAUGCUGGUACUACAAAGAGUACACACUCUUCAUUGUUCAGCACAGAGAAUCCUGAAACAACAACAGCACUGCAUGGAAGCGAAGUAUCUGAGAUUCCAAAAUCUGCUGUAACUGCAGCAUCUUCUCUCUACAGCACUGAGAAGCCAAAUGUGACACUCAAGUAUGGUGUCACAUCUGCCCAGCCAGUUCACAUAUCUAUAUCUGCAACUGAAAAAUUGACACCAACUCCUGCCUUUACUUUAACAGAGGAAGAUAUUUCUCAUGACCAAACGACCUCAAAGCCUUCAUUGGUGGAGAGCAGCACAUUUGGAGAAGCAGUAGGUGAAACUGAAACCUUUGUUUCAGUUACACCAACCUCUGAUGAGCAGGUUUCCUCACAGGAGGGUGAAAUUACUCUUGAUACUUCUGAAACAACAGAGACCCCUUUUUCAGGUGCUGCAAAAAAUGUUACUGAAUCUGAACUUAUGACACAGUCCUCCAGUACAAGUACUUUUGCCCAUACGACUGAAGCUUCAUUUAGUGAUCACACUACAGUUGACUUCUCCAUGGUAGAUUCCAGCAGUGAACGUAAGCAAGAUGGAUUCAUAAUGAUGUCCACCCCCAUUCCCUCCAUUAUAUAUCAUGGCGUCACAGACCAACAAGUUGUUAUCAUCACUCCCAGCAGCAGCCAAGCCAAGACUGACUUAACUGAACAAACACCUACUAUGGUCCUACAUGUGUCUAAACCAUCAACCAGCACAGCCAUCAUAUUUACAGAUGUAAAAGAUGAAGAUGAGCUGUUCUCUGCAGUUACAGACAGUACAAGAAAAGACAACCCUACUCCUGAACUUUUCACCAAAGAUGAUACUAUAAUUGAUGCAGAUACUAUUUCCAUAGUUCCUUCUUCCUCAUUUUACCCAGCCAUCCAGACAGAGGAAGCUGGAGGUGCAGCAGUUACAAUUGCACAAAGGUUUGAGGUAACAGAAGAACCAGAGGGUUCAGGGACUGAUAGUGCCACCUUCUUUUCUCCUACACCAGGAAAUUUACAUAUAUCUUCAGCCAGUGAUUCAUUAUUGCCCUCAACAUCCACUCAGUAUUCAUUGUCCACUUCAAAACUAUCAACCAUGGAAGGUGUUUCUAGUAUGGAGACAUCCGGUGAAGAGACGACCCCAGCCGCUACUGUGCCCUCAAGCUCUGAAGAAACCUAUAAUUUAACUACCCCCCAUACAGUUUUCCCUGUUGAGACUCAUACCAAACCAGUUCCAGAGCUGGCAGUGGGUGAUUUAUCAGGAGAGGACACCGAUAAUGUCACUGAAAUCACCAUCUCAUCUUUGCCUUCUCAUCUCAGCUUAACUGAAACAACAGACAUAAGCUCAGUCACUCCGGUGUCCAGUGAGGAGUAUAUGGUCAGCACAGUCGACAAAGUAACGGCGAAACCAUAUGUCACUUCUGUGUCAGAGAUUACUGAUACAGAGACCUUGGCAGCAACAGCUUCAACAGUAAAAGUUGAAGCAGUAGCGUUUUCUGUUACCUCGCCUGAACCUGGAACUAGGGAGACUGAAAUUGCAGUCUCAAGUACUGCUUCCAGUCUCAAUAGCACUGGGAAGCCAACUGUCACAUCCUCUGCUAAUGUUACUGAGAAAGAUAGAUCAGAUGAUGACACUCAUGUGACAGAGCCCAUGACACAGACAGCUGCUCCUCUGCACAGUACAGUGAAAAUGGACCAAGUGCUAUCUACUACAACUUUAUCUCCUUCCUACAGCACAGAUGAAGUUUUAGUUGCGAGUAACACAAGUUUUUCAGGUAUGGAGGGCUCGGGGGAUGAGAUCUUAGGUACUACAACUACAUCAACUAGGAGGGUGACAUCUGAACGUGAAAUGACAACAACCACUCCACUUUCCUCCCUGUUCAGCACAGAAAAAUCUUCCAUAAUGACCCAUGAGGAUCAAACUCAAAUGAAUGAGACAACUGCAGAGGUAGAGACAGGAUCAUUGUCAGAAACGGUUUUAUCCCCUACCUAUGGAGCAACAUCACCUCCAGCACUUGAAGAGAGCACAACAGAGCACAUCACCUCUAUAUCUACAAAGAAACCCAUCACUACAUCCACAGUGGCUUCCAUACAAAGCACUUCAAGUCCUGAUGUGAUGGUUCAGUUUGUCACUACCUUUGUCCCAGAAUCGGAUACAACACCAGCUGAAGUGUCCUUCCAGCAGGCCAGGUCUGAGAUCACAUUCACACAUCAUCCCCAAACUGAUAUCUCCUCUGAGAAAACUGUGUUGGCCACAACCAGCCCAAUAUUACACAGUGACGAGUCAAGCCAGAAUUUUGAACCUAGUGAUGUGACUCCUCAGACAGGAGUAGAAACCACUUCAAUGGAAGACAAGACAGUUGAAGCAACUCGUCCAGUGCUUUCAAGUCAUGAAACAAAUUGGAUUACAAAAUCAACAACAGUCUCUUCUUUGGUGGCUGAAGCUGUUUCAGUUUUGGGGGAAAAUGGGACAGCUGAACCCACUGAUGAUCAGGUCUCAAGUGGUGCUGAUAUAAAUGCACAAAUAAAGCCCUCUUCUCCAGAUGACAGCCUUUAUGAGAAUAUGAAUUAUCCAAGCCCAGAUUAUGAAGCACCAAACCUAAAUGUUGUGGAAGCAGUUCCCCAAAACAAUGAAACUACAACAAGAGAAAUAACAGGGUUGGUUUCUCAAACAUCUGACAGUCAACCUGUUGACUCAGUGGGAAGUACUGAAAGUGGCUCAGAAGAAAAGGCAACCGAGUCACCUGUAAAAGCAGCAGAGACAGCAGCUAUCACUUUCUUGCCUUCUGCUCCAGCUCCAAUCAGUGCAGCAUCCUCCUCUAGUUCUGAGAGUGGCUCAGAAAGCAGCAGCUCAGCAGAAACCAUGUCAACAGCAAGCACUAUUAAGCUGGAUGGUGGUGUCUUUGAGAAUGUCACCUCUGUGCUUCUAUCUUCCACAACUAAGUCACCCUCUGUCUUUAGCACUGGGGCCGAAAGCGGGUCAGUCAGUUCUGAGAGUGCGUCUGGAGAGACAACUUCAAAAAAAAGUGACAGUAUGGAGGAUCAGUCUCCAGAUGAAAUCCAGACUGUAUUCAAGGUAGAUGCUACCACGGAGUCCACCAGUGCUGAUAGCACUUCUGGAAAAGAGAAACUUGUGGGCGCAAUAGAGGGAGAUAUCUCUUCUCACACAGAAAUCCCCGCAGGUAGCCAUACAGAGUUCACAACAGUGACACUAGCUCAAACACAAAACCAGCCAGUGACAGCUGCACCUGUAACCACGACUCAGUCAUCUUUUCCUAAGGGGGAUAAGGAACUGAACAAUGACAUAGCUGCACCUCCAUCACUUACUGGAGAAGAAUCCCCAUCAAGAAGACAAGAAGCAACUGCACUCCCUGAAGCUGGACUCGAUUUGGGGCACACCGUCAUUGGCGAGACCGUUGACAUUCCAGAAGUUCACUCGUGUUCAGAAAACAUUUGUCUGAAUGGAGGAUCUUGCCACAAGAGCGGCAGCAUCUUUAUUUGUAGCUGCACUCCUGGUUACAGCGGUGAUCGUUGUCAAACAGACAUUGAUGAGUGCCAGUCAAACCCUUGUCGCAAUGGAGGUACAUGUGUUGAUGGGCUGGCUUCCUUCACAUGUGUGUGCCUCCCAAGCUACUCUGGGCUGUAUUGUGAGGAGGAUACAGAAGCAUGUGACUAUGGCUGGCAUAAGUUUCAGGGCCACUGCUACAAGUACUUCCCUCACAGGAAAAACUGGGACACAGCAGAAAGAGAGUGUCGCAUACAGGGGGCUCAUCUGACCAGCAUCCUCUCCCAUGAGGAGCAACAGUUUGUCAAUCGUCUUGGACAGGACUACCAGUGGAUCGGCCUAAAUGAUAAGAUGUUCGACAGUGACUUCCGCUGGACCGAUGGCAGUACUCUGCAAUAUGAAAACUGGAGGCCCAACCAGCCCGACAGCUUCUUCACCUCUGGUGAGGAUUGUGUCGUGAUGAUAUGGCACGAGGACGGACAAUGGAAUGAUGUUCCAUGCAACUACCACCUCACCUUCACCUGCAAGAAGGGCACAGUGGCCUGCAGUCAGCCCCCUCUGGUGGAGAAUGCACGUACCUUCGGGAAGAUGCGUGAGAGAUAUGAGGUCAACUCGCUGGUGAGGUACCAGUGCCGGACAGGCUUUAUUCAGAGGCAUGUCCCAACUAUCCGUUGUCGAGGGGAUGGACGAUGGGAUGUCCCUAAAAUCUCCUGCAUGAAUCCAUCAAACUAUCAGAGGACCAUUAUCAGAAAACAUCAACACAAUAGUCUCUACAGCAUCAACAACUUCAAGAAAUGGCCAGAUGAGGCAGUCCGCUUUCACUAUCAGCUCUACCGGGGGAGGAGAGACAGGACUGAACAGAAGCGGAAGAGAAAGUGAUCGCCGUGUAACAUGGCAGAGAUUCCCCCAGACGAAAACACAUGACUGAUGCUUGUGUGGAAAGAGGAAAAGGAUUCUCAAAGAAAAAGCACAAGAGAAAACUCCUGAAAGAAACCAAGAGGAUAACCUGUAGUUUUCUUGCAUUUUGGAUGACGAUGGAAUCUUGUGAAGUGCCUUCAAAGAGAUGCUGAUACAUGACUUUUCUUAUCAAGGGGCACUGCUUUAUAACAAUGCCAAUGUGGAAAAAAUAAUUUCAGCUGGCUACUGGAAAAGCAAAAAGUACACUCAUUCUUUUUCAAACCGCGGUAGAUAUUUCUUUGUCCUUAGCUUAACAAUACCUUUAUGAUUGAUGACUAAUAUGUUUGUACACUGACUGUGCUAUUUAAAAUCACCAUAAGUGUUCCUUAUUCAUAGAGAAAAAAAAAAAAAACUUGUGAAA
This is a messenger RNA of Scatophagus argus, 18534 nucleotides long. RefSeq names its product serine-rich adhesin for platelets-like. NCBI's taxonomy places the organism in Eukaryota, Metazoa, Chordata, Actinopteri, Scatophagidae. The transcript has 9 exons. The record is from RefSeq and is a predicted model, not a curated record. Bases 264 to 18095 code for a protein of 5943 amino acids. Gene Ontology annotation, molecular function: calcium ion binding.